Messenger RNA from Phytophthora nicotianae INRA-310, 2973 nucleotides. RefSeq lists its product as hypothetical. Lineage: Eukaryota; Oomycota; Peronosporomycetes; Peronosporales; Peronosporaceae. The transcript has 7 exons. The record is from RefSeq and is a predicted model, not a curated record. Gene Ontology annotation, cellular component: nucleus. Gene Ontology annotation, molecular function: RNA polymerase II CTD heptapeptide repeat phosphatase activity. The coding region runs from base 60 to 2624 and encodes 854 amino acids.
GCAAACUCAAAUAGUACGCUCUCACUAUAACAUCCAAUCCGCAUUGACAGUCUCGAGCAAUGGCGUCGAACGGGGUGAAGCAAGAGGAGACAGCGAGCGUCAAAGCGGAGGAGAGCGCAGACGACACGCAGGUCAAAGUGGAGGAGGAGGAGAACAAGGACAGCGUAAAGGCGGAGUCGGACGACGCCGCGGCCGUGAAGACGGAGGAGCAGAAGACGCGCGACGUGAAGCAAGAGAAGAAUGGCCGCGUUAAGGCAGAAAUCGUCGUCAACGGCGUGAAAAUGGAGGAAAAGAUCAAGAAACAGGAGAUGGAUGGGGUUCAGUCCGCAGUUGGGGUCGCUGGGGACGUGAAAAUGGCCGUUCGGAGCGUGAAAAGAGCCGUCAAGAAGGACGAGGAGAGUAAACAGCAGGAGCAGCAAGAGGAUCGCUCCCACAUCCGACGCAAGGCCGUUAUCUGUGAUGCAGCGCUAUGGGACUCGAUUGAGUGGGUUGUGGCUGCAGGAGCUGAGGUGGAUGCGGGACAGAGACUCGGUACAGCUGGACGCCUGGAGGAGGGCAAUCAGAGACCGAUGCAGGCCCCAGGCAAGGGACGGCUGUAUAUUUUGACCAAAGAGCAGUCGGACGAACUCAUGGGCGAUAAAGAGAAGGUGGCAGCGACUGCAAUGAGGACUGUUGCCUUCGUGGAGUAUUGUAUUCACCCUGUUCGCAACGGCCGCACGUGUUUGAUGUGCUUGGCGGCUGUGGAUGACGACGAAGAGAAUGAAGAUAUGGAGAGCGUUAAUGUGGUCUCGCAUGGACAAGUGAUCCGACUUAACGUCGAGGAAGCGAAAAAAUUCGACUCGGAUAACAUUAGGCGGCAGCUUGGUGCGAAGAAACUGUCGUUGGUGCUUGAUCUGGACCACACCUUGCUGCAUGCUGUGCGUGUGGACGAUGUUGUGGGCGAAAUCAAGCAGACAGACGACAUCCACUUCUUUUUCAUUCCGGGACUUGCUCAGCAGCACGUGGUGAAGUUACGACCUGGUCUUACUGAGUUUUUGACGGAGUUAUCAGCGUUGUAUGAUUUAUUCAUCUACACGCACGGCACGCGACUGUAUGCUGAGCAGAUUGUCAAGAUUAUUGAUCCGGACGAAACGUACUUCAAGAACCGUAUCGUGGCGCGGACAGACACCCCGGAUAUGCUUCACAAGUCGCUGAAGCUGCUUUUCCCGUCUUGUGAUGACUCUAUGAUUCUUGUUCUGGAUGAUAGGAUCGAUGUGUGGAAGGAAAACGAAGGAAAUGUCUUCCUAAUCGAGCCGUAUCACUAUUUCAAGUGCACUUCUGAGAUUAACAACGCGUCGGGCCGAGGUGUAGCUGGCAUGGAGGAUUCGGAGGCCGAGGCCAGUGAGGACAGACAUCUUGCACAGUCAACAACAGUUCUCAAGCACGUACACGAGGAAUUCUAUGCGGGUCAUGAAACAGGAAUGCGAGGCAUGACCGCCGAGGAGCAGAUGGCUGGCAAUGGCCGCGACGUUAAAGCGAUUCUGAGCGCGCAAAAACGCGCGAUCUUGCAAGGCUGCAGUAUUGUUUUCAGCGGAGUAUUUCCAAUCGUCGGUCCUCAAAGUCAUGAAUCCCACUACCUGUGGCGUCUUGCGGUGGAUUUGGGUGCUACCCCCAGUAUGACGUUAAAGGACUUUCCACUGACGCAUUUAGUGAUUCACCCAGAGCGAUUAGGAACUCAAAAACACGUUCAGGCGAAAAAGAUACCUGGAGUGCACAUUGUAACCCCCGAUUGGAUCCUGAAGUGCACUCGAUCGUGGUCUCGAGUCCCUGAACAUGAUUUCCUUGCUGACGAGUGGAAAGCAAAACAUACAAAGAAAGAACCUGAGAAGCAGGCAGACGAUGCUAGUGUGUCUUCUGGAGCAGCAGCGCCGACAGACACGAGUGAUGGUGCUGGUGGAAGCCAACCACCCUCACCUACUGCCCCUGCUGCUGAAGCGAAGACGGUUACUAGUAUCCUAGUCAAGCGAGAAGUGGGGGAUGCAAAACUUGGAAAGCAGGUCUCGUUUGCGAAAGUUAUUGACGACUCUGGUAACCCUCCUAGCGAAGAGGGAACUAUACGAAAGUCCAAAGUGGUGAGAAGGUCUCGAGUAAUUCGAAGACCGUCUGGUGCUGGUGGAGCUAUUGGUGCUGUUGCUACUGGAGUCGUGGCUACUGGAGGCACAUUUGAUUUCCUGUCAAAAAUUAAGGCAACGAAGCGUGAACCCUCUCGUGCUAACGUCAAGUCCGUAAAGACUGAAGAGAUGAAAAAAACUCCAGCUCGUCCGGCUUCUCCACCUAAGGAUAUCGACGAUGCGUUUUUGCGCCUCAUGGAGGCGGAGGAACGUGAAAACGAGGAAGAGGAAAAGCGAAUACACUUGUCAACGAAUAUCAAGGACCAACUUUUUUCAAGACGGAUGAAGGAGAGCAAACGGUCUUUGGAAUCAGAUCCUACAGCAGCGAAGCCGGGCGAGAAGCGAAUGCGAGUGACUCCAUCGGAACCGACUAAUGGGGAGGCUGAAAAUGAAGAAGGGGACGAUGAAGAGGUGCAUAGUUUUUUUACGGUGGCUUGCUGCUCGAUGUAUUCUAACCACCUCGUAUCGUAUUGAUCGCAGUUGGAUGACCUCGAAGCUGAUAUCCUGGGAGAUCUAUGAAGCCUGUACAGAUCUGCUGCCUUCUUCAAUUGCCAUUAGACCGGUGCUCUACAAAGAAAAGGAAGUUACCCCGAAAUACCAACCUACGUUAUCCUUGCUAUCACGACCCAAGCUUCCUAUACGAGUAUAUUGUACUCCGGAAGGUGAACGCGUGCUUCCAUCAUAACACGCUCUCUCCACCCUCAAAUGCGGGUCCAAACUAGAACGGGGAGAACUGCACCACACUGGGACUAGAUUACUAAAAAAAAUAAAUGCUUCACCACUUCAAUUGAAACACAUACACGUACUUCCUUAAUUGCGAUGA